Messenger RNA from Gossypium raimondii (Peruvian cotton), 2739 nucleotides. Its product is annotated as pentatricopeptide repeat-containing protein At3g14580, mitochondrial-like. NCBI's taxonomy places the organism in Eukaryota, Viridiplantae, Streptophyta, Magnoliopsida, Malvales, Malvaceae. Bases 49 to 1299 code for a protein of 416 amino acids. The transcript has 5 exons. Gene Ontology annotation, molecular function: protein binding. The record is from RefSeq and is a predicted model, not a curated record.
AGUGCGAAUAGCAGAAAGCUUUUAGCUCUCCAGUUUCUACCUUCUCCAAUGGCCAAACGCAUGAUUUCACGUUCCCUUCUUUAUUCUAUCAAAAGCUCUUACCCCCAAUAUUUUCCCUCACUUUUUCAACAUCCAAUGACCACUAAAAUCUCAUCUCUUAAAUCCCUUUCGUUUUUCUCCUCACUUUCCAGCUACCAUCAACCAACCCACACCACUUCCCCUCCCCUUUUCAAACUAACCCACAAAGACUGGCUCUCCCCGACCGAAAUCCUCAAAAUCUUUGACAAUCUUAAAGAUCCAAACUCUCUCAUUUCAGUCCUAGCCCAAUACUCAGCUCGCAAGGAUUAUAAACCAACUGAACCUCUCUUCACUUUGCUCAUCAACAAGCUCGCAUAUGCCCAGGAUUUUGAUUCCAUUGAAAAUAUAAUGGAAAAGCUCAAACGUGAAAAAGCCUGUCGUUUAUCCGAUGAAUUCUUCCAGCAUGUGAUUAAAAAGUAUGGGCAUGUCGGAGGUCGAAUCAAAAGGGCAAUCGAGAUCCUUUUUAGCAUGCCAGAAUAUGGGACUUGGCCUAGUGUUAAAACCUUCAAUAUCGUAUUGAGCUUACUCGUAUCGAACAAACUAUUUGAUGUUGUUCACGAGGUUUAUGGGAAAGCUCCCAAUUUGGGUGUUGAAAUCGAAGCUUGUACUCUGAAUAUUCUCAUUAAAGGGUUGUGUGAAAAUGGGAAAUUAGAGUUUGCAUUCCAACUGCUCGAUGAAUUUCCUAAACAAAGGUGUAAGCCUAAUGUUAGAACUUAUUCUACUUUAAUGCACGGGUUGUGCGAUAAGGGGAAGGUUGAUGAAGCUUUUGAGUUGAUGGGGAGGAUGGAAACGGAAGGAAUCGAUGCUGAUGCUGUUAGCUUUAAUAUCUUGAUCUCAGGUCUUAGGAAACAAGGUAGGACUGAUGAAGGUGUGAAGCUGUUGGAAAUUAUGAAAAAGAAAGGGUGUUAUCCCAAUGCAGGGUCUUAUCAAGAGGUGUUGUACGGUUUGCUUGAUGCUGCGAGGUUUAUGGAAGCAAAGGAGAUUAUAGGGAGAAUGGUUUUCGAGAGGGUUAAUCCUAGUUUUGAUUCAUACAAGAAGUUGAUUCAUGGUUUUUGUAAGGGGAAGAUGGUAAAGGAAGUUGAUUGGGCUUUGAAACAAAUGGUACGCCAUGGUUUUGUUCCGAAAAUGGGAAUGUGGAUUCAGAUUGUUGACUGUGUUUUUGCAAGGAAUAAGAACAACACUUGUGAUUGCAGUUUACUUGGUGGAAUCAUCAAUAGCUAGCAGCAAUGCGAUGUUAAAUCAGUUAUCUUGCGGGUUCAGCUUAUGUUACCUGAGCACGGAUACGAGUAUAGGAUAAGAGUGUCAUAUCUUCAUACCAAUACAUGAAUAUGUGUUGAAUAUAAGUGUCAGAUAAGGUUUUACUUCAAGAAAAAAUAAGAAAAUUGAUUUGGCUUCGAAACAAAUGGUACACCAUGCAUUUGUUCCUAAAAUGGGGAUAUGGAUUCAGAUUGUUGGCUGUGUUUUUGCAGGUAAUAAGAACAACAAUUGUGAUUGCAGUUUACUUGGUGAAGUCGUCAAAAGCUAGCGGCAGGGAUAUGAAUAGCAAUAGCAACUUAACCCCGUUGCCAUCCCUAUGUAAACCAGAGACUGAAGAUCAGAUACGUCCACAAUGAUGAAUGCUGGUGAAGUGAUGCAUAAUUUCAACAGAAUAGAGGAAGAAAGAAAAAGAGAGAAGAGAAAGAGAAUCGAGGAAGAAGAAAGAAUUGAUUUCCUUCACAAAAUGGCAUAUCUGCUCAUUUCCCAUGCCAGUUUCUAUUAUGGCUGAGAAUUGGCAGCUACAAAGUCUGUUAUAGGGCUGUUCCUCGAGCAGCUGUAACAAACAGUCAAUACGCACCAUUUUUAUUCAACAUCAAAACUUAUAGUUUCAUUAAACCCUCGGCCCUAAAACACAGCGUUCGACUAACUUUAGCUAACAUUUUUAUUUAAUAACAUGAAACUAUUCAUAAUCAACUCAUGGAUCGACCACCAUCGACUCGUGGUCUUCCCAUCAUCUUCAUGCUUGACCACUUUCUCCUUGAGAAUGACGAGGUCUCACAAUCUCUGUCUCUUAAUAUAAAAAGCAGCCGAAAAACAAGAAAACCAUUUAAAAACGGAGAAAAAGAUAUGCCUUUGUUUAUGGACUCAGCUUGCUUGUGUAGCAACAAAAGUGAAUAUAAACAAUGUAUGUGAUUCCUCCAUUGUUUCUUGUAGAUAAUAGCAGAACUUUAUGCACUUUUAACACUCGCUGUUACCCAAUAUUUAGAGGUUCUCAAGAGGUUGAUGAAUUCCCGUUUGGCGCAACAUGGCAGACUUGGACCUAUGUAUCUCAACAUUGAAAGACAAGUAUCAUUUCGGAUGUUUCCUAGUGGUGCUAGAUUCAAUGUCUUAGGAUUUUCCUCUGAAAAUGGACUCAAUAAUGCUGCCAUGAUGGGCUAUGCCUUUGAUCCUAAUAAAAAUUAUGUUUUCGUGCUGAUGAAGGUCCUAGGAUGCGUGCUGAAGCCAUUGCAGAAAGGAUUUGUCAAGUGCUUGAACGUAAUUGGAAUAUCUAAUCUGUUCACCUUGUUUGCUCAACAGCUAACAUUUUUUUCCUUUGAUUACCCAAAAUAGUCAUACUAACAAAUGUGGCUGUGAUUUUGUAUGGUAUUUUGCAACAUUCAUAUCUUAGCUACUGAGAUUUUAUCA